Zingiber officinale is the source of this 1030-nucleotide messenger RNA. RefSeq names its product probable 6-phosphogluconolactonase 4, chloroplastic. The record is from RefSeq and is a predicted model, not a curated record. NCBI's taxonomy places the organism in Eukaryota, Viridiplantae, Streptophyta, Magnoliopsida, Zingiberales, Zingiberaceae. Gene Ontology annotation, molecular function: 6-phosphogluconolactonase activity. Gene Ontology annotation, biological process: pentose-phosphate shunt; carbohydrate metabolic process. The transcript is spliced from 3 exons. Bases 79 to 882 code for a protein of 267 amino acids.
GGCCUCGACGCUGCCGUCGCCGCCGCUGCGCCGUCGGUUCUCGAAAGACAUCGCUGGCCGCAGGCUACUCAUUGUGCUAUGGCUGCUGCCGAGGCGACCUCCGAGAUCCGGAAGCAGGCUUUGCUGGUGUUCGAUAGCGAGGAGGAAGUCUCCGUCUCCCUGGCCAAGUACACGGCGGAGUUGUCGGAGAAGUUCGUACGCGAGAAAGGGGCCUUCACUGCUGUUCUCUCCGGUGGAACCCUCAUUGAAACCCUAAGGAAAUUGACGGAACCGCCGUAUUUGGAGUCUGUGGAUUGGGCUAAAUGGCACAUCUUCUGGGUGGAUGAGCGAGUGGUGCCUAAGGAUCACAAGGACAGUAACUACAAGUUGGCAUUUGAUGGAUUUCUGUCCAAGGUUGCUAUUCCCUCGAAUCAAGUUUAUGCAAUCAAUGACACGUUAUCAGCGGAGGGUGCUGCCGAAGACUAUGAGACUGUGUUGAAGCAUUUGGUGAAUGCAGGGUUGCUGCCAUUAUCAUCUGUGACAGGAUACCCUGUGUUUGAUCUCAUGUUGUUGGGAAUGGGACCAGAUGGCCACAUUGCUUCUCUUUUUCCUGGCCACCCUCUCCUCAAUGAACGAGAGAAGUGGGUGACCUUCAUAAAGGAUUCUCCAAAGCCACCACCAGAAAGAAUUACAUUCACGUUGCCUGUGAUUAAAUCUUCUGCUUAUGUUGCAAUGGUGGUCACUGGAGCUGGGGAAGUUCAUGCUGUUUCGAAAGCUCUAGGGAGUGAGAAAAGGUCAUCUGAUUUGCUUCCUGUGGAGAUGGCUUCCCUUGAAGAUGGUGAAUUCACUUGGUUUACUGAUAAAGCAGCAGUCUCCAUGCUUAAAGAUAAGGCAAGCAUGUAGAACCAUUAAGUAUUUCAAGGUUUUUGCAGUAUUCUGAAUUUGAAUAACUUAUCUGGAUGAGUUCUUAUGUCCAGUUGUCUGGGUAUGUCUUUGUACACUUUAAGUGUAAUCCAAUAACUAUAAUAUUACUUUUGCUUUUUACUUCUUC